AUGUUCCAAUCCCAAGCCUCAAAGGGCAUGCUUGCCCUAGCAGCAGCCAUGAGCCUAGUCACUGGCUCAACCGCCGGCCUCGAAACUUGCGAAAGCAGCACCCCCUUCAGCUGCUCCAGCUCCUCCGCAGAGCCAACCUGCUGCUUCAACUCUCCAGGCGGUGCCCUCCUCCUGACUCAAUUCUGGGAUACCGACCCAUCAACCGGUCCCAAGGACUCAUGGACCAUCCACGGACUGUGGCCCGACAAUUGCGACGGCACUUACGAGGCGAGCUGCGACUCCAAGCGCGCUUACUCCAACAUCACAGCGAUCCUGCAGGACCAGAACCUCGGUGACCUGGUCGACUACAUGGACGAGUACUGGGUUGACAUCAAAGGAGACAACGAGGACUUCUGGUCGCACGAGUGGAGCAAGCACGGUACUUGCAUCAACACGAUCGAGCCAAGCUGCUAUUCCGACUACAAGGCGCAGGAGGAAGUGGGUGAUUACUUCCAGAAGACGGUUGAGUUGUUCAAGAGUCUGGAUACCUACAAGGCUCUUGAUGCUGCUGGCAUUACCCCGAGUACUUCCAAGACUUACUCUCUCAGCGAGAUCCAGGAGGCUCUUACCGACAUGCAUGGUGCGUCGGUUUACCUUGGCUGCUCUAGUGGCGAGUUGAACCAGGCCUGGUAUUUCUAUAACGUUAAGGGCAAUGUUAUUGAUGGAAAAUACAAGGCUGUUGAGACCCUUACUGAUUCUGGGUGCCCCAAGACUGGCAUCAAGUAUCUGCCCAAGUAA
Molecule: messenger RNA, 777 nt
Organism: Penicillium mononematosum
Lineage: Eukaryota; Fungi; Ascomycota; Eurotiomycetes; Eurotiales; Aspergillaceae
Product: T2 family ribonuclease
Exons: 4
Coding region: 1-777 (258 amino acids)
Biological process (GO): RNA catabolic process
Cellular component (GO): extracellular region
Molecular function (GO): RNA binding; ribonuclease T2 activity
Source: RefSeq, a predicted model, not a curated record